AUGGCACCUUCAGCGAUAAUAGACCCCCCUGCAUCGACGACGCCGCGAUACGUUGACGGAGCCUUGAUCACAGACGUCGAGAAGCACGGCGACAAUCCCGUCGUCAUCCGCUUGACCGAUGAGGAGCUCCAGUCGGGGAAGACCAGACCAGAAACGCUGCAAGAGUGUCUGAAGUACUUCCACCGAGACGGCUUCGUGGUUCUGGAAAACGCCAUCCCCGACGAGCUCGUCGACCGCCUGUACAACCGCAUGGUGCAGGACAAUGUCGAGUUCCUCCAGAAGAAACACAUGCACUGGAACCAAGGCGCCGGCACGGGGAAUGUCAGCCAGAUCCCACCGCUGGAACCAGAGUAUCUGGACCGCGACUUCUACGCGAAUCCUCACAUGAUCCGGGUGGUGGAGAAUCUGCUGGGACCGAAGCCCGAGCUGCGGUUCAUCAACAGCAACGUCGCGUGUCCCGGAGGGACUGCGCGUCAGGCCGUGCACAGCGACGUUGCCCACGCCUGGCCGGAGAUCCCGUUCGGGCUCGUCAUGAACAUCUACCUGCAAGACUCGGACGAGAAGAACGGGGUGACGGAGGUGUGGUGCGGCACGCACAACGCCUACCCGCAGAAAGAACAGCAGGCGUUCCCCGAACGAGGCUGGAUCAAGAAGGCAUACAUCCAGGAGCGGGCCAAGGUCAAGCCGCCCGUGCAGCCCAAGGUGCGCAAGGGGAGCAUCUGCUUCCGCGACCUGCGGCUCUGGCACGCCGGGAUGCCCAACCGGAGCGACAAGCACCGCACCAUGCUCGCCAUCGACUACUUUGCGGCGUGGUACCAGUGCCCCAUGACCACCAAGCUGCCACGGGCCAUGAAGGACAAUAUCGAGCGCGAGUGGGAGGGCAUCUCGACCGCCGGGGUCGAAUGGGUCGACGGCGACCUCAACAGCCUGGACGUGCCUUUCUUCCUCAACAUGACUCAGGAUCCCAACCUGUACCUGCUGCAGACCGAGAAGGGCUUCCAGGACCUCAAGGGCAGGCAGACGGGGGAGUACAAGUUUGAUACGGCAAAGGUCACGGAUCAGAACUACUGGACGCCAGAGUAA
Cladophialophora psammophila CBS 110553 is the source of this 1083-nucleotide messenger RNA. RefSeq lists its product as uncharacterized. NCBI's taxonomy places the organism in Eukaryota, Fungi, Ascomycota, Eurotiomycetes, Chaetothyriales, Herpotrichiellaceae. The transcript has a single exon. The coding region runs from base 1 to 1083 and encodes 360 amino acids. The record is from RefSeq and is a predicted model, not a curated record.